This is a messenger RNA of Mus caroli (Ryukyu mouse), 4168 nucleotides long. RefSeq names its product protein inhibitor of activated STAT 2 (gene Pias2). Gene Ontology annotation, cellular component: chromatin. Gene Ontology annotation, molecular function: transcription coregulator activity; SUMO ligase activity; zinc ion binding. Lineage: Eukaryota; Metazoa; Chordata; Mammalia; Rodentia; Muridae. Gene Ontology annotation, biological process: protein sumoylation; regulation of transcription by RNA polymerase II. The record is from RefSeq and is a predicted model, not a curated record.
GACUCGGCUGGGCACGGGACAGCCAACGGCGGUCGCCUGAGCGGUGGCGACCCCGGGGCACGCCGUGACCGCCCGCCUUCGGAGCCGUGAAGGAGUUGCGUUUAGGGAGCUCCCUGUCCCCCGCUGGGGGUCUAGGCAGGUCUGUCACGAGAUGAGGCCCCUUCCUCCCACCCGUGCUGUCUCCCUCGGCGUGGGGAGAAGCGCGCGCUCUUUUGGGAACGCCGCCUUCCGUAGUCGGCCUCCUACCCAGAGACUCGGUUUGUAACCAUGAAUAUGGUUUCUAGUUUUAGGGUUUCUGAGUUACAAGUGUUACUGGGCUUUGCUGGACGGAAUAAAAGUGGGCGCAAGCAUGACCUCCUGAUGAGGGCGUUGCAUUUAUUGAAGAGUGGCUGCAGCCCUGCGGUUCAGAUUAAAAUUCGAGAAUUAUAUAGACGCCGAUACCCACGGACACUUGAAGGACUUUCUGACCUUUCCACAAUCAAAUCAUCGGUUUUCAGCUUGGAUGGUAGUUCAUCACCCGUAGAACCUGACUUGGCUGUGGCUGGAAUCCACUCGUUGCCUUCUACUUCAAUUACACCUCAUUCACCAUCAUCUCCUGUUGGCUCUGUGCUGCUGCAAGACACUAAGCCCACCUUUGAGAUGCAGCAGCCAUCUCCUCCCAUUCCUCCUGUCCAUCCUGACGUGCAGUUAAAAAACCUGCCCUUCUAUGACGUCCUUGAUGUUCUCAUCAAGCCCACGAGUUUAGUUCAAAGCAGUAUUCAGCGGUUUCAAGAGAAGUUUUUUAUUUUUGCUUUGACACCUCAGCAAGUUAGAGAGAUAUGUAUUUCAAGGGACUUUUUGCCUGGUGGCAGGAGAGACUACACAGUCCAAGUCCAGCUGCGACUUUGCUUGGCAGAGACCAGUUGCCCUCAAGAAGAUAACUAUCCCAAUAGUUUGUGUAUAAAAGUCAAUGGGAAACUCUUCCCUUUGCCUGGCUAUGCGCCACCACCUAAAAAUGGGAUUGAACAGAAGCGCCCUGGACGCCCCCUGAACAUUACGUCUUUAGUUAGGUUGUCUUCAGCUGUGCCAAAUCAGAUUUCUAUUUCUUGGGCAUCUGAAAUUGGAAAGAAUUACUCCAUGUCUGUGUAUCUUGUACGACAGCUUACAUCAGCCAUGUUAUUACAGAGAUUAAAAAUGAAAGGUAUUAGAAAUCCUGAUCAUUCCAGAGCACUAAUUAAAGAAAAACUUACUGCAGACCCUGAUAGUGAAAUUGCUACAACUAGUCUUCGAGUGUCCUUGAUGUGCCCUUUAGGAAAAAUGAGGCUGACAAUCCCGUGCCGUGCAGUGACUUGUACACAUCUGCAGUGCUUUGAUGCUGCCCUUUAUCUUCAGAUGAAUGAGAAAAAGCCCACCUGGAUCUGUCCUGUUUGUGACAAAAAGGCUGCGUAUGAGAGUCUGAUACUAGAUGGGCUUUUUAUGGAAAUUCUCAAUGACUGUUCUGAUGUGGAUGAGAUCAAAUUCCAGGAAGAUGGUUCUUGGUGUCCCAUGAGACCUAAAAAAGAAGCUAUGAAAGUAACCAGCCAGCCCUGUACAAAAGUAGAAAGUUCAACUGUCUUUAGUAAACCUUGUUCAGUGACUGUAGCCAGUGAUGCAAGCAAGAAGAAGAUAGAUGUUAUUGAUCUAACAAUAGAGAGUUCUUCUGAUGAAGAGGAAGACCCUCCCGCCAAAAGGAAAUGCAUCUUUAUGUCAGAAACACAAAGCAGUCCAACCAAAGGGGUUCUCAUGUAUCAGCCAUCUUCUGUAAGGGUGCCCAGUGUGACUUCAGUUGAUGCUGCUGCUAUCCCACCUUCAUUAACAGACUACUCAGUACCAUUCCACCACACGCCAGUGUCAAGCAUGUCCUCAGAUUUGCCAGGUUUGGAUUUUCUUUCCCUUAUUCCAGUUGAUCCCCAGCAGUACUGUCCUCCUAUGUUUUUGGAUAGUCUCACCUCACCCUUAACAGCAAGCAGUACGUCUGUCACCACCACCAGCCCCCAUGAAAGCAGUACUCACGUUAGUUCAUCCAGCAGCAGGAGUGAGACAGGGGUCAUAACCAGCAGUGGGAGGAACAUUCCUGACAUCAUCUCUUUGGACUAAAGGCGGACAUACUUGAUUCUGGGAAUCAUGCAUCAAAACUCUUUCUUGGAUGUUUAGUCCAUGGAAGCUGAUUUUUGCAACUUAAUAUUUAUUGAAAUGUCAAAUGGAUUCUUUGCUCUCUGAGAGAUGAACAUCGAUGACUUCAGCAAGAACCAGAUGACAUGCAAGGACUUUUCUUAUGCUGUACACAGAGCAUCGGAUCUUUCUCAUCCACAACGGUGGCUUGUGGGACAGUUGAUUUCAGUUUCUACGUUACUGGAUGGAUUCUACACACCAGUUAAUCUUUUGUUACAAUAAACAGCAAUAAAGUUAUGUAAAUAGUUAACUUUUCUAAUUAAAGAUGUAAUCACUGAUAUAGACUAACAACAACUUCUGUUUAAUCCAGUAUGAAGGAAAAAUAGAAGAAGUCUUAUUUCCUGAAUGAAUACUUUCUAUGGAGAUUUGUUCUAUUUUGUUGAAGUAAUGAAGUGUCAAUAACUGGCCAGAAUUUGGGUUCUACUUUUCUUCUUUAGGUUUUCUGUUCUUCAUGAUCCCAUCAAAGCAAAUAAUCUUUGUACUGUGCAUUUUUCUCUUGUCGUUUACGCUUUGAUGUUGUUUGCUGAUAUGUGCAGAGUAAAGUGCUGGGACUUGGUUGCUCUUUAUAAUUAUGUUUAAGAAUACUACACAGAUGUUCUGAUAUAAAGUGUUAUUUUAUUUUGGGUUACUAUACAUUCUUGUAGAAUUUUCUACAGAUUUGAGACUUUUUUUUUCCCCCCCAGAAAGUCACAUCCUUUGAGUGAAAUAUGCUUGAGCUAAGUUGUGGCUAGAAUACUGGUAGGAUUUUCUUCACAGUGUUCAAAAAUGUUUAAUGUUGGGAAACAUCAGAACAUACUUAGGAGAGGUGGAAAUAACUGAAUUCUUCCUACGAAUUUAAUUGAUUUCAUAUAUUUUACAGGGUAAUAUAGUAUACUAUCUUGGUUGGAAUUCUUCCCAUUUUAAUGGCACUAAUACAUAAAUUUAAGAUCUCUGAUCAUAAUUCUUAUCAAUAUAAUUUCUGCAGUGACUUUCAAGUUUAAAGAAAAGUCAGUGGUAAAUGACAGAGGGUGGUACUAGAUCUCAUUUUCCUAAUUUUUUAAAAAAAGAAGUCUUUUGUGAGCACACACACACACACCAAAUAUUGGAAAUGAAUUGAGGGAAAGUGCCCAAAGACCCACUUUAGAACACACCUCUCAUGUGGCCGUGCUGGGUGUAUUUACCACUUACUUCAUUUAGGUUCCUUAAGUUUUUGUUUCCUAGAAUUUAUUAUUUUCCCGAUGCCUAGUGAUCUCUACCUUUGCUAUGUCGACUUAAAGCUUUUUUUUUUUUUUAAAGUGGCUACUCUUAAUUUCUCAACUGCUAACAUAAUGACUCUACUUCCACCCAAACAGGGACAUGUUCCCCACUGCAGCAUUGGUGGAGCUCUAGUGAGCUGGCUUUUCCCUGGCUGUGGCUGGUGUUUUAUUUUCUCAAGCUUUCAUGGCCCCUGUGCACCUUUUGUACAAAUGUCUGUGGAGUUGUCCACAUGGUUCCUACUUUGCCUUCAGUUCCUCGUGUUUGAUGAUCUUCCCUUUUGAUAGGGCUUUCGAGCCAUCAAAGAUAUGGAAAGCAAAGCAAGCCCCUGCGAUCACAGUGGUAACUGCAUUGUGGCCCCUGGCUUGCUUGACCUUUAGCCAGCCCAGGUAAAGGUUUCUUCCCCUCGGAUGUUAUGCUAUUGCUGCUUUACAUACAGAUCCAGUUUCUGUUACCUAUGUAACCAGAAAAAAUAACCUGGCUUCUGUAGUGUGGUGUGUUAACAAAGAAGUGAUGCAGUUGCCAUCAUUCUGUUUACCCAGUAGAGUCUGAAGGACUCCUCACUAGGGAUCACUGAAGUCCUGUGAGUACUGAAGGUUGCAUUGCUUCCUUAGCUCUCAUAACAUGCCUCUGCUUUUGUAGUUGUACUGCAUUUGCCACUUUGCAUGUCAACAGUUCAUGAAAUGACAAAAGAAGUCACUUUAGUUGACUAGCGUAUUAAAGUUGGGAUUGCUUUGCAGCUGUC